Caretta caretta (loggerhead turtle) is the source of this 16132-nucleotide messenger RNA. RefSeq names its product Ral GTPase activating protein catalytic subunit alpha 2 (gene RALGAPA2). Gene Ontology annotation, molecular function: GTPase activator activity. Gene Ontology annotation, cellular component: nucleus; cytoplasm. The record is from RefSeq and is a predicted model, not a curated record. Gene Ontology annotation, biological process: positive regulation of GTPase activity; regulation of small GTPase mediated signal transduction. NCBI's taxonomy places the organism in Eukaryota, Metazoa, Chordata, Testudines, Cheloniidae.
CGGCCCGGCCGGGGGCGGCUGCGCAGUGCGGCGCCGGACUGGAGGCAGUUAACCGUCGCGGCGUCCGGUCAGUUCCGUGUUUACACGCCCACCCCGGGGAGUGAGAGCGGUGCGAGGCGCAGCAGGGAGCCUUCUCGCAGCGUAGUAAGAGCUCUCCGGCCCCUCCGAACGGGGGGUCCCUCGGGCCCCCCAGCAGGGAACGCUUCCCUCUCCCCCCCUCCUCCUCAGACAUACAGUAGCGGGGGGUGCUGCCCCCCAUCCCCGCAGAAGAGCUCUCUAGCCCUUCCCCCACCCAGCAAGGGUCUCUUCUGCCUCCCGCAGCAGGGGUGCUGCUUCCUUCAACCAGCAGAUCUCUAGCUUCCCUCCCCCACUUAACAGGGGCGCUCACCCCCCCCCCCCCGCCCCGCCACGGCAGAGGGUGCUCUCCCCUUUACCCGCCAAGCAUCAGGGAGUCUCUGAUCCCUCCACCUCACCGUCAGGGAGUCUCCCUUCCCUGCGGGAUGUUCUCCAGAAGGAGCCAUGCCGAUGUCAAGAAAUCUACACAGAAAGCUCUGGACCCAAAGAAGGACGUCCUGACCCGCCUCAAGCACCUCAAAGCGCUGCUGGAUAUUGUCGAAGGAAGUGACCUGAAGCAAUUUUUUGAGAUCAACUAUUCUCAAAUUUAUUUUAUCUUCUAUGAAAAUUUCGUAACACUGGAAAAUAGCUUGAAACAAAAAGGGAAUAAAUCACAAAGGGAGGAGCUGGACUCCAUUCUGUUUCUUUUUGAAAAAAUAUUACAACUGCUACCUGAGAGGAUAUUUUAUCGAUGGCAUUUCCACAGUAUAGGGUCAGUUUUGAAGAAGCUUUUGCACACUGGAAACUCUAUUAAGAUAAGACGUGAAGGAAUCCGACUGUUUCUUCUUUGGCUUCAAGCACUUCAGACAAACUCCACAGAGGAGCAAAUGUUAAUUUUUGCAUGCCUAGUGCCUGGUUUUCCAGUGAUCAUGUCAUCAAGAGGUCCCUGUACACUGGAUACACUCAUUAGCCCUACUCCUAAUUUGCCUGAUGCAAAGAUUUAUCCUGAAGAGGUAACCCCACUUCUGCCAGCUGUCUCUGGUGAAAAGGUUGCUGAGGACCAAACCUGCUAUUUUCUUCAGAUAUUGUUAAAGUAUAUGGUAAUCCAGGCUGCAAGCUUAGAGUGGAAGAAUAAGGAGAACCAAGACACUGGUUUUAAGUUUCUCUUCGCCUUGUUUAGAAAGUAUUAUCUUCCUCACUUGUUUCCAUCUUUUACAAAACUAACCAGCCUCUACAAACCUGUCCUUGAUAUUCCUGACUUGAGGCCAAAACCAGCAUACAUUACUGCAAUUCGGAAUAAUGAGAACAUCUACAGCACGAAAAUCCCAUUCAUGGCUGCUCGUGUUGUUUUUAUUAAAUGGCUUGUAACCUUCUUUCUCGAAAAGAAGUACUUAACUUCAGAGCAGAAUAGUAAAAAUGGAGGAGAAAUGCUGCCUAAAAUCAUUCAGACUGUUGGUGGUACAACUCAAGAUAAAAACCCCGAGCUGGAAACUAGUGUGCUAUCAGAGCAAGAGAAAAAUCAUUCCAAUAGCAGCACUUUGUCUGAUAGGCGACUCAGUAACUCCAGCUUUUGCAGCAUUGAAGAACAACAUCGGACAGUGUAUGAGAUGGUACAGAGAAUUCUGUUGUCCACUCGAGGUUACGUCAAUUUUGUUAAUGAAGUAUUUCGCCAAGCUUUUUUGUUGCCAUCCUCUGAUAUAUCUGCAACACGGAAAGUGGUUAAGGUAUAUAAAAAGUGGAUAUUGCAAGACAAGCCUGUGUUCAUGGAAGAACCAGAUAAACAAGAAAAUAUUCAAGAUAAUGUGUCCAACUUGGAACAUACAGAGACAGAUUGCAAACAUCUUGCCUCUGGUCAUUCUGGACAUAAAAGAUCUUCCAGUUGGGGAAGAACUUACUCCUUCUCUAAUGCUGUUAGCAGAGGAUGUGUACUAGAAGACGAAGACAAGAACGUUAAGGCUGGUGCUCAGGCUGCAUUACAGGUGUUUUUGACGAACUCUGCAAAUGUUUUUUUAUUGGAACCAUGUACUGAAGUCCCUGCUCUCCUGAAGGAGCAAGUUGAUGCUUGCAAAGCAGUUUUGAGUAUUUUUAGGCACAUGAUAAUGGAACUUUCAAUGAAUAAAAAGACAUGGGAACAGAUGUUACAAAUACUCCUGCGAAUAACAGAAGGUGUCAUGCAGAAGCCAAAGGAUAACCAAGUAAAGGACAUGUUUGCUCAAAGCUUGGCAGGAUUACUUUUCAGGACUCUUAUUGUGGCUUGGAUCCGAGCAAAUCUGAGUGUUUACAUUUCUCGAGAACUCUGGGAUGAGCUGCUCAGCAUACUGUCUUCCCUUACUGACUGGGAGGAGCUGAUAACUGAAUGGGCCAACAUCAUGGAUUCUCUAACGGUGGUGUUAGCAAGAAUGGUAUAUGGAGUUGAAAUGACAAACUUACCACUGGAUAAACUAAGUGAGCAAAAGGAAAAAAAACAAAGAGGCAAAGGUGGCAUCUCAGAUCCUCAAAAGACAACUACAAUGGGACGAUCGUUUUCAUUAAGCUGGAGAAGUCAUCCUGAAGUUGCGGAACCAAUGAGAUUCAGGAGUGCUACUACCUCUGGAGCACCCGGAAUUGAGAAAGCAAGAAACAUAGUCCGACAGAGAGCAACAGCUAAGCGAAGCCAGUCUAUCAGCAACUGUGUUCAUCUUUAUGAGGCUUUGCCAGCCACUAAAAGUGUACCUCUUCUGCUUCACACUGUGAGCUCUCUCUUACCUGGUAUCUCUUACACUUCUUGCUCUCACAGACUUUCAGAAGUUGAAGAAGCUCAACAAUCAGAAAAUACAACAGGACCAGAGUCGAGUGGCCUCUUUGCAGACCAGGACCAGCAACUAACUCGAAGCAGUAGCACUUCAGACAUUAUAGACCAAUUUAGUUCUGAUUUUUUUCAAGAUAAAAAGACUGAGAGUUCGCAGAAUUUAAAUUGUGUGGAUUCCAAAUCCAUUCAAGACAAGAAAGGAUGUAUGAAGAAAGAAAAUGAAGCCCAACACGUUUUAAUACGAAGGAGCAGCAGUCCAGCUGAGUUAGAUUUGAAAGCAGACUUGCAGCAGUCACAUGGAAAUCACAGAGAAAGAGAAAUGAGUGAAAGUGUUAGCAGUGACACGUUCAUUGGCUACAAUAAUGAAGUAGAGAUCACCCUGGUCCCCUGGCAAACAUGUGAAGAAGAACAUGAAGUUAAUAUACCAACAGAUGUUUGUGUAGAUGCAGAUGCACGUCAUUGGCUGCAGCUUAGUCCUUCAGAUGCUGCAAAUUUAACAGACAGCAGCGAGUUCCUUGCUGAUGACUGCAGUAUAAUUGCUGGUGGAAACCUCAUAGGUUGGCAUCCUGAUUCAGCUGCUGUAUUAUGGAGAAGGAUCUUGGGAAUUCUUGGAGAUGUGAAUAAUAUCCAGUCUCCUAAAAUCCAUGCCAAAGUUUUUGGGUAUCUCUAUGAACUAUGGUACAAACUGGCAAAGAUAAGGGACAAUCUUGCUAUAAGUUUGGACAACCAGUCUACACCUUCUCCUCCUGUUUUAAUUCCACCUCUCAGAAUAUUUGCAGCAUGGUUGUUCAAGGCAACAACCUUGCCAAAUGAAUAUAAAGAAGGCAAACUUCAAGCAUACAGGUUGAUCUGUGCUAUGAUGACUAGGCGCCAAGAUGUUUUGCCAAAUUCUGAUUUCCUAGUGCAUUUUUAUCUCGUGAUGCACAUUGGCUUAACUAGUGAAGAUCAGGAUAUUUUAAAUACCGUCAUAAAACACUGCCCAUCUUGCUUUUUCUUCUUGGGUUUACCUGGUUUUACAAUGCUGAUAGGAGACUUCAUCACAGCUGCAGCCAGAAUCCUUAGUACAGACAUGUUGGAGGCCCCUCGGUCAGAAGCUCAUACCAUUCUUGGUUCUCUUGUUUGCUUUCCAAAUAUCUACCAAGAAAUCCCUCUAUUACAACCCAUCAGUGAAGCUGAUGAAAUCAUCGCAGGAGCUGCAGAUGUCAAAUGUUACCUCAUAAAUAUUCUGUUGAAGAAUGCCACAGAUGAGCCCAGUGAAACUGCAAGGUGUAUAGCUGUUUGCUGCCUUGGAGUUUGGAUAUGUGAAGAACUAGUACAGUGCACAAACCAUCCUCAAGUGAGGGAUGCAAUAAAUGUUAUAGGUGUAACGCUAAAGUUUUCUAAUAAACUGGUAGCCCAGAUAGCCUGUGAUGUUCUUCAACUGCUAGUUUCUUACUGGGAAAAGCUUCAGAAGUAUGAAUCCUCUCUAUCCAGGAAAAUUACUGAGAUUCUUGUGGCCACCAUUGCAUUUCUUUUGCCAAGUGCUGAAUACUCCUCUGUAGAAACAGAUAAAAAGUUUAUAGUUUCAUUAUUACUUUGCUUGUUGGAUUGGUGCAUGGCACUACCAAUGAAAACCUUACUAGAGCCAGUAUCUACUGUUCUGGAAGAUCAACAUUCCUCCAAAGCUCCCUUACUGGAUUACGUAUAUAGGGUGUUGCACUGUUGCGUUUAUGGUUCAAGCACAUAUACGCAGCAAAGCCAUUACAUAUUGAGCCUUGCAGAUCUCUCAUCUAAUGACUAUGAUCCAUUUUUGCCAUUGGGAAAUGUCAAGAAUUCUGAGCCAGCACACUCCCAUUCCACUCCAGAUUUGGGAAAUCUACUCACUGUUGUUGAAGAAAAAAAAAGAAGAAGCUUGGAAUUAAUACCUCUAACUGCACGGAUGGUUAUGACACAUCUAGUAAACCACUUAAGUCACUAUCCCCUCAGUGGAGGACCUGCCAUUCUUCACAGCCUUAUUAGUGAGAAUCAUGACAACUUUUAUGUGGAAUCUUCUGAGCUGUCUUCAGAAGUCUUCAGAAGUCCAAACUUGCAAUUAUUUGUAUUUAAUGACAGUACUCUUAUAUCUUACCUUCAAAUUCCUGCAGAAAUGACUGUGGAUACUGAGCCAGCAGGAGUCCUCUCAGAUGUAAGAGUAAUUGUCAGAGAUAUCUCAGGGAAAUAUUCUUGGGAUGGCACGAUAUUAUACGGACCUUUGGAAGGCUGUCUAGCACGUCAGACUGAAAAUAAUUCAUUUGUGGUUUUGGGCAGUCAUGAAGGGCAAUUUGAGGCCCAGGCAGAAUUUUCUCAAACAGAAGAAGGAGAGGAUGCUCUUAAUGAAUUGCUAGAAAAGAUUGGUAACACUAGUCCUGAAUGCCUUUUACAUCCACAGCUAAAAUUAAAUGAGCCAUCACCACCACCAUUUGGUAUGAGCCAUGUUCAAGAGAAUGAGAUCAUAGAAGCCAUAAUAAGGCAGAGUGCCCAAGAAAACGAGCAUGUACGUAAAUGCAGUUCUGAUCUUGAUAUGAACAUAGCGAGUGAAGAAGAACCAAGUUCUGCUGAACCACAAGCACCAUUUUAUUUCUGUAGGCUGUUGCUAAACGACUUAGGAAUGAAUUCUUGGGAUAGAAGAAAAAGCUUUCAUCUACUUAAGAAAAAUUCUAAAUUAUUGAGAGAGUUGAAAAAUCUGGACUCCCGUCAAUGCCGUGAAACUCACAAGAUUGCAGUGUUUUACAUUGCAGAAGGACAAGAGGACAAAUGCUCAAUAUUGUCCAAUGCAAGAGGAAGCCAACCAUAUGAAGAUUUUGUUGCUGGAUUGGGCUGGGAGGUUGAUCUUUCAACACAUUGUGGAUUUAUGGGUGGUCUGCAACGUAAUGGCAGCACAGGACAAACAGCACCGUAUUACGCUACCUCUACUGUGGAAGUCAUUUUUCAUGUGUCCACAAGAAUGCCGUCAGAUUCUGAUGAUUCACUGACCAAAAAGCUUCGUCACUUGGGAAAUGAUGAGGUUCACAUCGUCUGGUCUGAGCACACCAGGAACUACCGCAGGGGUAUUAUACCAACAGAUUUUGGAGAUGUUUUAAUUAUUAUUUAUCCAAUGAAGAAUCACAUGUUUUUCGUAGAGAUAAUGAAGAAACCAGAGGUGCCAUUUUUUGGUCCUCUGUUUGAUGGAGCAAUAGUGACUGCAAAACUGCUGCCAAGCCUUAUAUGUGCCACAUGCAUCAAUGCCAGCAGGGCUGUGAAAUCUCUCAUACCCCUCUACCAGAGCUUUUAUGAGGAAAGAGCUCUGUAUCUUGAAGCAAUAAUCCAGAAUCACAAAGAAGUAAUGACAUUUGAGGAUUUUGCAGCUCAGGUCUUUUCUCCCUCUCCUAGCUACUCUCUCAGUGGAACUGGCUGUCUCACUAUGAGUGCAAGUGCUGAUCUUACUGUAACCACAGGAAUAGAGUUAGCAGAGCAGACCUCUCCAACACUACCCAAUGCCACGAAAAACAAAGCCUCUGGGAAACUUCGGCACUCUGCUAGUGCUCUCAGCAAAUCUUCAAAUUAAAGCACUUUGGAAAGGGAAGCCUAUUCAAGGGAAUUUGAAAAAAAAAUCGGAAUAAAAUAAUUUACUGUAUCACUAGAACAUUGCUACAUGCUUUGGAUGAGCAUAUAAGGAAGUGUACAGUUCCCUUAUGUGGCAAAACUUAAAUUAUUGAUGGACAGCUAUCACUUGAUUUACCUGUCAUGCAUUACACUUGAUUAUUGUUGUCACCAAAAUAACUAUGUCAAAACUGGAUCUUUUUCAGUGUGUGAGGCAUUUAACUGAUGUGGGGUAACUCACUUAUUUUCCCUUAGAAUCUGUAGAUGCAAGUACAGCUGUCACAGGAAGAGGAUGCAAAGCAAGUAUUGAAACCAAUUAUUUAAUUUACUUUCAUUGUGUUGAUCGUUUAAUCAUUCCAAUGAUAGUUUAACACCUGUGUGUAUAUUAGCAAAUUUUGUCUAAAUGGAAAACAAGUUUUCAUUUAAUUAAACAUGAUGGACUUUUUCUCUUAAGUGUGGGUGAAUGACUUGGGUGCUUUUCAGUAUGUCAUCAAGUGCUCCCUUCCUUUUCUGUUUUGAAUUGAUACCCCAGUACAGUUUUUGUGCAUAAAAACCAUAAGUAUCAAAUAGCUGUUUUAAGUAAUUUAUUUGUAAUCUAGGAAAGUGCUGCUAAUUGCAUAAAUCACCAAGACCUGGAUUAAAGUCACUUGGCUUAAUCUUGCCCUUUUAUUCAAGGGUGCAUGUCCCCAUUCAUUUAGUAAAAUCCUGAAAUUGAGCUUGCGCUGACCCCCGCAGGAUUGGGCCCUUUGUGGGAUGCUGCAUAUUAACAUCCCAGAGAGCAGAAUUAGGACCCCUGCAUUCUAUCUCUUAUUGUUGGUUAUAACCAUCACAUGCCAAUGCUGGUAAAUUUAAGGGUUUGCGGUUUGGGCUUUUCUGGUAUCUUAACAAAGAUUCAUACUUAUACCAUAAAAUGUAAUACAGGUUAGAGAUGUUAACCUGUACAGUUUGGGUUCAUACCAUUUUAGUUUGUGUCUGUCCAUUUAUUUUUUGAUAGAAAUCUUCUUUUGCAGCACUAUCUUUGGACAUAGGGUCAUUUUGUCAUAUGAAAUGUUGCAUGUGAUUAAUGCAUAAUGUGAGCUAAUCACUUUUUUCUGUUUGUGUGAAAAAAAUAAAAUGACCAGUGAUUUCAUUUAGAAAAGCAAAUAUUGCACAUUUGCAAUAACUACUUUUCAACCAGAUUUGUGUAACUGGGAGCCAGUACACAUCCUCAGUAGCCACACUGACAUAGCACAUCAACAGCGCAAUAAUCUGCAAAUUAAAGUAUCCCUAGUUAGUCCUAGAUAUUGUAAUAACCUUCCCAGGAUACAUUACAUUGUGUUCUUUUGGUGAUCUGCAUAUUGUGCAAAUGUUUUGGAUAUAAAAAAACCUCAGUACAACUUCAGUGAAUAGUGGUUUUGAGGAGUUAAGGGGAAAUUUUUGUACUUUUAGAAAAUUAAUAUUACCAUAAAAGCAAGGAAAAUAAGAGACACACACUGUAACCACUUAAACACUUAAUAGAAGGUAGGGAAUUCAGAUUUAAGGCUGAAAUUCUGUCAUCCAUUAUGACUUUGUAUUGCAAAGGUCUGUAAACAGAAGUUGAUUUUCCAUAUAAUAAUGCUGUAAUACCUAGGAACAACAGGGUAUGAAAUGGCGGAGUUUCAAAACUGAAUUUCCUGACCCUUUUUUUGUUUGAUGGAGAGACAGGGGGCAGUUGUCAGACACCUAACGUUACCGUAAGUUUGUUUUUUGACAUUUUGGCUACUAGUGUUAGUAUAUAUGUCUGAUUUUUGUAUCAUACCCCUGUAAUCUUCCUAAUCUUCCUCAGGUCUAGUUAACAUAGUCUCUGUUUGUUUGUGUUUAUUAAGCUGGAUGCACACCUGAAAAACUUAAUGUGACUUCUUACCUGAACUGAAGGGGAGCUACUUUAAGUAAAGCUAAAUGCACCAUUGGGUCGCCAUUUUUAUUUGGGCUUUUUGUUUUUGCACUCAGUUUCUGUGUAUACAUUAAGUGAAUGUUUAUUUUCACGUUCACAGUGAUCUGUGCUUAUUCUCUGUAAAUAAUGAAUGCUAUUUGAUAAAUCUUUACAGUAAUAAGUUAUAGCUUGGCAUUUUGUUAUUGACUUUUUGUAUUAGUUUAUUUGGGUUCUAGUGGUAACCAGUUUAUCAGGAAAAAUUAAAAUGGGAUGCACUCAUUAUCCAGAGCAGAAACUAGAAAUUGUUACUUGUGAUGUUAGUACAUAGUCUACACUAGCUAGCAUGUACAGGUAAAUGCAGCCAGCCUCCUGGCACAGAGCAUAAUUGAAUUGCUGACAUUUCUGAUUGCCAUUUGACUUUCUGUUCAAACCUUGUUCUUUGCAACUUUCUGAUUGUGUGUCUAUAAAAUAAGUUAGAAAAAAAUGUGUAUUGCAUUAUCUAAUGUGUUUUCAUUUUAAUCAUUGUUGGGUAAGGAGUUACUGUGCUUAGUUACCCAGUAAAAUGUGUGUCAAAUACACACCAGGUGGAGUAGCUCAAAGAGCAUUUUUCUGAAUGAGACAAAAUAUUUCCUUCUAAAACGACACCAAUCUCUAAUGCAGGGAAGAAUGAAAGCGCAGAAUUAUUAUUUCCCUGUUAUAAAAAAGUGUAUUUUCUUCUUUAAAAAAUGAAAAUUAGAAUCUGAGGGUUUCGGUAGUAUAAAACAAACAAGUACACCCUUUUCUUAACUCCUCAGAAAUCUGUUAAAUCUCAGUUCACUGCAUAAUUCUGAUUUAAAAUAUGUUAAAUGUAAAAAAUGUAUCUUUGUGAUAUAUACAGCUACUCUGGUCCUUUGUUUAGAUGCCAAGUUAAAACAAGGUACAUUGAUCCUGUGGCAAUGGAUUUUAUUUCCAGUAUUACAGUAAUAAAUGUAGAUUUGAAUGCAUUGGAUGAAUAUGGAUACAAUAGAGUGUCAUUUGCUUACCUGCACCAUUUUUGACCACCUGCAUUUUGGCUAAGAGAACAGAGCUAUUGGCCAAAAUUCAGACUUGGUAUAAAUAAAUGCAAUUCUCAUGGAAAGCUCCGAACAAUUUCAUUAGUGACUUCCAUGGUGAAAUAAGUUACAUAUCUGGUGUAAGUGGUAAAACAAUGUAACUGACACAGAUCUGGCAUUCCUGUAACUGAAGCUGAGUAGCAGAAUGGGCUGUAUAGCAGGAAGAACUGCUAACAUGAGGAUGUUAGGUAGGAUGUGGGAGGGUAAAUUGGACUCCUGCUGAAUACCAAAGAGUUGUACCUUUUUUCUGUCCUGCUUACACCAUUCUUAAGCCACUGGUGAAUUUGGCCUAUUGUAGACUUGACAGACAGACAAGUACACUGCUAAUCCAUAAAAGUACAGGGGACCAGACUGUUCCAUCACAUCUGCACAUGCAGGUCCUUGAGAAGUCACCUGACAGGAUGAUCAGACCCAUUUUGUAAGAGUGUAUUAUACUUUACAAAUGAGCUGGCUUCUGACAGAUGGAAGUUUUUGUUUAGCUUUUAUCAGUGAAAACUGUUCAGCUACCCGGCAACAUACUUGCCUAGUCCAGGUUCCAUUUGGCAUAAUUAAACACCAACAACUAGAUUUCAUGUAAUCUAAGGACAGUUCACUCCCUGCCCCCAUCAUAACAGUAUUUGUAUUUCCAUAAGGUUUCCUAGAAAUUUGAAAACUAAUAUUACAAAUAUGCUCAUUUCAAUAUUCAAGGGAAAUCUCCAGAACAUCUUCAGUAUCUGAUGACAUGAGAAGACCUCCAAUUAACCCUUGCAUACAGUGACAAUAAUACUAGUGUCUAAAAAUAGUUGGUAAAACUUUGGGGUGAGGGGGUCACCUUUUAUAAAUGAUGAGACUAAAGAUAUUUUUCAGUUUGUGUUGGACCAAACUCUACAACAGCUGUGGCUGAAAAUUCUCUCCAACUCCAGUUCUCUUGACAGUUUGCUUCAUAGUACCCUUAACUGGGGAAAUAAAACACUCCAGAAGUGUGUGCUGUUGUGAUGCAAGACCUUAUUACCAUAGUGCAACUCCAUUUGUCAUUUGGCUAAGGUGCUGUAGUGGAUAUAUUUUUACCAUUCAGUUGUCAGAAAGAUAAUUUACAAAAACAAGACAUCCAGGAAUUUUAUAUAUAACCUAGAUAUACCUUCAUGUGUGUUGGGUAGAUACCUUUCCCAAAGUGUAAGGGUAGUCAUAUAAUAUAAGUGAAUUGUGCUUAUGCAAUAUUUCUUUUGUAAAUGCUUGUAUUCUAACAACGGAGGGAACAAUCAUGGUAUCUUUAGAAAACUCAGGAAGCUUCCCUCCUUCAAAAUGCCGCAGUCUUCAGCGUGAAGGGGCAAUUUUGCAUCCUCUAGUAAAGCAGGAGAAUUGUGAGUCUUUUAAAAAUGCCUCCAGGAACCAAUAAGAUACAACACUUGAAGUCUCCGCUCAUUAGGAAGGGAGUCUGUUUUCCUAAUAUACAACUGGUUACAUGGAUAUUUCCACAACAGUGGCUUUGCUUUUAUCACAAGUUAUAAAGUCAGGGCUCCUGUUGCUUUUACUAGAAAAGGAUGCUUGAAGAGCCUCAAUCUUUUAUAUGUUCUCCUAUUGGGCCCAUUUGUAAUGUCCAGUAUACGGAACUGUGCAGGUGAAGUGGAAAUGGCUGUGCUUUGUAAUUUUCUUGUCUCUGAACAUACCAAACAAUCUUCCCAGUUCAUUAUCCUCACGAAAGUCAAACAGUGGAAUUUCAGAAAAUAAACUGUCCCCUCUGAGACUGGAUUCCAACGUGUCACGUACCACACUAAUCCUUUACUAGUCUACGGUCUAGGUGAUGAUCAGACCUAAGGGCCAGUGGCAAAGAUGCCCAAAGAUGUGAUGAUGCAGAGAGCCUUGCCUUCCCUUACACUCCUGGGCAGGGGCCAAGAACAAUCCCAGUGGAGAGCAUAGGCACUGUGCCCAGCUCAUGCUGACAGCAAUACUAACUUCCCAAAAGGGUGAAGGGUAAGAGCAUCCCACUCCCGGCAACCAUGCUGGCCUGGCAUGGAGCACAGUACAUGCUGCACCUUUAAACAGAGUGGCAAUGCGUCAUUGCAGCAUGUGCUUCUCCAGAGCCCCAGUUGAAUUUCCAUCUGGGGUUCAUGCUAUGCUGGAGCCUUUCCUCAGUCCCCCAGUGUGGCUAAUGGCUUAGAAAGCACAGUCCAGCCCUUAAAAGGCUUUGAAAUGUUAUCACAUCUGCAUUUGUGCUUUUAGUUUGAGAUUGAAUGAAAGAAGAAGGUACAAACUCCACAAUGCACACUUGUGUAAUCCCGUGCACAAAUGAUGCACUCAUGUCGCAUCCUGUGAUUGUUCAGAAACCAUGUCCCAGAUUAUUUAGCUUCUUAGGCACUGCCUCGCUUGAAGCCAUUUAAUACGUGCUAGGAUGAUUUCUGGGAGAAAGUGAAAACAGCCCUAUUGGUGACUUUCACUGGAUAGGGCAGUUACAACUUUUGCUCCUCUUAGAACUUGAUUGAGAAAGUUGGUUUCUCAGAUUGUUUUGGGCCUGAGUCAUGCAACUCUCACACAAGGAAGGUCAGAGUCAUCCCUCAUGUGACUGUAUCAAAAUCAAAGAGAGUCCCCAGGGGUGAAUUCACCCUAUCAGACUUGAUAAGAACUCCUCAUGGGAGCAAGGUGUAUUCACUAGGAAUACAGAGUCUGAUCCUUAUCAUCAACUAAUAAUGUUUGACAUAAUGCUUUAAAGUCCAAAAUGCAAUCUGCUGCAAUUAGCAAAGCCUCUCUCCCCUUUUGGGCAAAGCUGUAUAGCUCUUGGAUUGCCUUCAAGUGAAAUGUUCAGCAAGGCCCCUAACCAUCCAUAUGUCAGAGAGAGAUUUGCCUGAGUGAGGAGUUCCAAACUGGGCCCAGACAGGGUACUCAAGGUAAUCAAAAUGAUUCUUCAUUGGAAUGUUACAUAUUUUAUUCACACAGAUGGCUGUGUCCUUGAUGCACAUAGGCAAUUCAGACUGAAAUUUGCUCCUUUUUCAUCCCCUGCCCCUCCCCCUGCUGUCUGUAAGCCUCGCCUCCUCCAAAGGAUCUUUGACUACUGAACUUAGAGCCAGCAUUGCCACUGAUACCCUUUCUCUGGAUGAUAUUUAGGAGCAUUCAUUGCAGCACUCAGCUGCCAGUAGUAAGUACAUUUGAUCAAUAUUUUCAAAGAAAUGGCCCUUUGGAUAAGUGCAGAAGUGAGGCCCUCAUGAGAGCACUCUCACUGUAUUGAACCUGGCAAGCAUUCUCAGCUGUAGCCUCUGGCAUGGUUUGAACCAGCAGAGGCUGUGCAACAAUGGCAUUAUCUUCAGCUUCCUCUGAAGGGGGUUUUGCAGCAUUUUGCUAAUAAUAAUUACAGACCAUUACCAACCCCCAAAGACAUUAUUUAUGUACCAUUCAGUGUAAGAAAUGCUUAAUGAGAGUUCCUCCUCUUCUAAGCCUCAUAACACCUUGUUGCAGAGUGAUUUACAUGAACAUUCAAAAUGAUCUCUUUCUACUGUUGAUUUUCUACUCUACAGAGAGUUUACAUAGGAAAAUGAAGGGGGUCAGUUCUCUCAGUCAUAAUGGGAAUGCUAUGGGGGUAUUUGUUUGUUGGUGGGGAAAAGGACCCCCUAGUGUCUAUAUUGGAGAGAUUAGGGGGUGAGAGAGUUCUCUUUUAAAUAGCCUUUGGGUGAACUUUUGAUACUGAAAUGGAAAGUUAAUCCUACACAGCAGGAGAUGAAUUCUAAAGUAAUUUUGUUUGUAAAAUUGUUAGUGAGACUGUGUAAAACAUUUGUUUUCUCCAGCACUGAUGGGGAUGAAGGCCCUGAUGCUGUGCACACUUUUUUCACAUGUGAGUGACUACACACACACAUGAGUAGUCCCACUGAGUUCAGUGGGGCUAUUCACACAUGAGUGUUUGCAGGUCAGGGACCUUAAUUUGUUUAAAAAAAAUAUUUGAUAUGUUUUAAGAAAUAAGAGGGAAAUUUUCAAAGGGCAGUUAGCAAACCACCUCCUCAAUGGAAUUUGAGCAUUUAAGUUCUCUUUGUGCUUUUGAAAAUCUCAUCUUUCCUUUCCCUAUAUACAUGUAACAUGCAUGAGAUUUAGUUGAUCAAAAGGGAGAGACCCCCCCAGCCCUGCAAAAACUUGCACACCUAUUUAAGUCAAAAGUUAGCACCUAUUAAGUCUUUGCAGGAUCAGGGUCUUAACAUUGUUACUACUGUCUUGGUAUAUGUCAACGUUCCCAUCAGAAACACGCCUAUUAUCAGGAGGUUGUUGCCCGCCAUUCAUUCAGGAGUAUCUUGCUCUUGUAUGGCUCCAGAAUAUCUUUGAUGUUUACAUUUGGGUGGGUUAAUGUUAGAUAUAUAAGAAUUGGCAAAAGUACAGCGAAGGGCAGCAAAAAUGAUUAGGUGUACAAAAAAGAUUCCAUAUGAGGAGAGAUUAAAAAGACUGAGACUAUUCAGCUUAGAAAAGAAACAACUGAGGGGAAAUAUGGUAGAGGUUUAUAAAAUUAUGAAUAAUAUGGAGAAAGUGAAUAAGGAAGUGUUAUUUAUUCCUUCACAAAACACAAGAACCAGGGGUCACCCAAUGACAUUAAUAGGCAGCAGGUUUAAAACAAACAUAAGGAAAUACAUCUUCACACAAUGUCCAGUCAACUUGUGGAACUCAUUGCCAGGGAAUGUUGUGAAGGCCAAAAUUAUAAUUGGGUUCAAAAAAGAAUUAGAUAAGUUCCUGGAGGAUAGGUCCAUCAAUGGCUAUUAGCCAAGAUCCAGGACACAACGCCAUGCUCUGGGUGUCCCUAAACCUCUGACUGCCAGAAGCUGGGACUGGAUAGCAGGGGAUAGAUAACUCGAAAUUGCCCUUUUCUGUUCAUUCCCUCUGAAGCAUUUUGCAACGGCCACUGGAAGACAGGAUACUGGGCUAGAUGGACCAUUGGUUUGACCCACUAUGGCCAUUCUUAACUAAUCCAUUUGAGUAGUCAAAAGACAUGAACAGCUGAAGAAUGGUUUCAGAUACUCUAGUCCACAUUGCCAUAUGCCUGAGCUAGUGCACUUGCACAGAGGUGAGCAGUCGCUAAUUCUGUAAGAUGAACAGUACUGUAAUGUGAAUGCAGUGCUGGCUAAUUUACAGGGCAUUAAUUGUAUGUUCCAAUUGAAACUGUAUCAUUAUUUGAUCCAUAACAAGUCUCUCCACCCAUGAGAUUUUUCUUUUCUUUUUCAGCAUGCAAAAUAGCAAUAAGUUUGAUGCUCAGGUUUAAUGAUCACCUAGGGUCUCUUAACUGUGCUUCAGGCCAUUAACUUCUCCCAUUUACAUCACUCCCUGAGAAAUGACCCACAUCAUGAUCCUUAUUGCUUAAACGAUCACCCAGAUAGUGAAGAUCAGUACUGAGUCCUCUAAUGAUUAUGGGCCUGAUCCUACAAACACUUGCCACCAGACAGAGGACCUGAGCUAAAGCCCAUUCAAGUUGAUGCAGAUUCUUUCCAUAGACUUGAAUUGGCUUUGGAUCGGGCAUGUGAAGUUCCGUUGAAGUCAGUGGGGCUACUUGUGCUUUAAAUGUUUCACAGAGUAAAGGUGAACAUAAGCACUUAAGUAUGUGCUUGUCUUGAACAUUUGUGUACCCUGAAUCAGGGCCUGUAUGAUUAAUGAUAAUAGCAUAAAUGUCCCUAAAUAGAAAUGUAUACAAUAGACCAAACCUCUUAAGUCUGCCAAGUAAAUAGCAUUGUUAAAAAGAAUCUAAGUACCCACCAGAUGGAGGUGCCAGACAUUUUGAGAUUUUUUUUCUUUUGAACUAAUAUUUAAUUUACAAAUGAAAAACUAUAGAAAAGAGCAGUAAAAUGCUGGCUUAACCCAACAACGUAUGAACUGUCGCUGAUGUAUGCCGUUAACCUACUCUGCUGUACCUUGGUGUUACAGCAGAUAUGUCAUCAGUUACUACAGUGAUCCAAACUUCUAGUGGACUUUCAGCUUUAAACUGACAAAAGCCAGGCAAUUAAGAGAUAGGAGAGAAGCUUUGCUUUGCUUUGAAAUAGUUUUGUGGGUAGAUUAAGGAAAAAGAAGUCAACUUUCUAACUUAAGAAGAAAGGUGAUGUAAAAUUAACAUUUUGCACUAAUCCAUUUAAAUUCCCAGGGCAUUGUGAAAAAUAUUGAAUGUGUGUUUAUUUAUACUAGACUAUGCUAGCUUCAAAGUAGUUUUCUCUUUUCUAGAAAUAGUAACUGAUCCUUUUCUAAAAGUAAUGUUAGGCAAAGGUGUAUUAUGCUGGAGAGUAGGCACUUACUGUUACAGGAGAACCAUUUAAAAUCAAGUUUCAUAACUGAAGCGUGCAUUCUGAAAACUUUUCCAAUGUUACCUUACCUCACCUGACAUGUCACUAGGCAAAAUGUAUUGAUUAUGAGAGUGCUGUAUUCUGCAGUGGGGUUACAUGGAAGAUGUGGAACUCCUUUCUGCAUGGUUUUAGUCUUGACUUGGCUUCAAUGCUGAACAAUAAUGGAAAAAUCAGAAUCCAGAAGUACAGUCACAUUGGGAUGUCUAUACAUAUCUUAGACUGCAUAAGAUCAUCUGUUCAGUUAUAAAAAGCAGGUGCUACAAUGUCCUGUUUUGGUGCAUUUACCUGUAUUAUAACAUCUGUAAGAUGAAAACCCAUGCUUGAAGUGCCCAUCCUUCUUGUUAACAUAUCAAAAAUUUUUAUGAUGCAAAUCUGAAAUCUUUGUUAUGUGAGUUUUACAGUGAACUAAGUUUCAUUAAAAGUAUUUAAAACUGUAAUCUGA